AUGAAUAUCCUGACGGGUGGGGCAGCCGUGGCCGAGCCGGCUUAUCCUUAUUCCGGAGGGGUUCCAAAUACUGUGAACCCCGCGGAUACAAUCUUGCCGCCGGAUGGCAACAUGCAGUACAUGACGAUAGCCCUUGAAAGCGAUCAGAUCGAGCUUGUCGCGACGGCGGCUAAGACGCUCAAUAAGAACUCGCUAGAAGAAAGCUCCGAGUUGUCGAAGCUUCUCAGCCUGCUGAGGGAGACAAUCAACCUCCCCGUUGAGAAGGCGCAGCUUUCGCGACAGGUGAGACUGAUGCCUCGCGAAAGAAAGUUCGAUGUGAAGAAGCACGAUUUCGUAUUCGCAAUCCUGCUGGCGGACUCAGAAACAACAAAACAUGUUACGAUAAUAUCGCCCAUUUCUAUCCGCUACAACUGGCCUAAAGAUACUGCCUGUAUUUUGCCUCGUGAAUGGUCGGUCUUGCCUGGAAAAGAAGAUUUGUAUGCGUAUUUGGUACCAAUAGGCUUUGAAUGA
Beauveria bassiana ARSEF 2860 is the source of this 510-nucleotide messenger RNA. RefSeq lists its product as uncharacterized. The transcript is spliced from 2 exons. Bases 1 to 510 code for a protein of 169 amino acids. Lineage: Eukaryota; Fungi; Ascomycota; Sordariomycetes; Hypocreales; Cordycipitaceae. The record is from RefSeq and is a predicted model, not a curated record.